GUAUGCGACUGAAGACCCCGAGCGAAGCAUCGCAGGCAGGAAAAAGGGAGGAGAUGCGAGAUGCCUUGGCAAGACGACUUGUUAAGGGGCAGAGGAGCCCAAACGGGCCAAGGGCGGAUGGAACCAAGUAAGCUUCGAACUGAUGAGGAUUGGGAUCUAUGUUGUAGUAGGAGUAGUAGUGGUAGUAGUAUUGAUAUUAUUAGUAUUAGUAGUAGUAAUAGUAGUAGUAGUAGUAGUAGUAGUUGUAGUAGUAGUAGUAGUAGUGUAGUGUAGUAGUAUCAUCUCUUCCGAUAUUAGAUAUUUCUGUCUGCUUUGUAGCUUGACGCGCGACAUCCCGCCCGAUCGUACGCGUGCCAGCCUUACCAGUCAAUUGGAGGAGCGGAGGUGGUUCCUGAG
Penicilliopsis zonata CBS 506.65 is the source of this 396-nucleotide messenger RNA. RefSeq lists its product as hypothetical. The coding region runs from base 61 to 273 and encodes 70 amino acids. The transcript has a single exon. NCBI's taxonomy places the organism in Eukaryota, Fungi, Ascomycota, Eurotiomycetes, Eurotiales, Aspergillaceae. The record is from RefSeq and is a predicted model, not a curated record.